CGCGACGGCCGUCAAGCGAGCGCGGCAGUCGUCUCCGUUGUCAGCCCGCGAAGGUCGCCCAAACAAGCCGUCCCGUUCCCGCUGCCGCACGCAUAACGUACGAUCUCCAUCAGCGGCCGCAACGUCUGUACCCGGUGCGCGAAAAGUGAAAGGGGUGUCAUUUCUCGCCUCACGCGUCUCCUGCAACGUCUUCCGACGUCCUGCCGGCGUCCCCGGUCCCGCUGGAGCUCCCGGAAGGAACAUGUGCGGCUCCUCUAUCGGCUGAGCGCAGUGUCAGGGUUCCCCGGUUCCGCUGCACCACUUUUGCGAGCGUGUGUGCGUGUUUUUUCGCUUACGCUUAGAUAGUUGACAUUGGUCGCGUGGUGCGAGUGGCGGUUCUUGGUUCUCGAGAGGCGCUCGGCGUGUUGUUCGUUCGCGGCGAUUAUGAAUCAUGCGGCUGUAAGGUGAAGAGCCAUGCAGAAGAUGGAUUCUAGAAUUGGACUCGACUUCAUUGUCGAGAAUCCAGAGUACAUAAGGAAAUUGGCAGCUGCCUUGGACACCACUAACGUAACUGUCAAGAAGCAGGUUUUCGAGUUACUGUCAGCCCUCUGUGUCCAUAACGCUGAAGGUCACGCAAGAGCCUUAGAUACUUUAGAAGAUUAUAAGAAAAUGAAAGGCGAGAGAUAUAGACUGAGUAUGAUAGUUAAAGAACUGGACAGGUCUACUAUAGUGGAAUAUCAGACAGCUUUAGUUGCUUUCAUAAAUUGCCUGAUCAUUUCAACACCACGCCUCACAGACAGAACUAGACUGAGGAACGAAUUUAUUGGAUGUCAUCUACUUCCUGUGCUGAACAAUCUGAGGAAAUGUGCUGAAGCUGAACCGGAACUAGCUGUUCAACUGGACGUGUUCGACGAACAGCGUGACAGCGACGAUGCGCAAACAGCCCAACAAGGACCUCAUGGAGUGGAUCUCAACUCUCCUCUGGAUGUGUUCUACGCUAUACUCAAGCAGGUGGCAGAAACACCACAAGAAAUACCAUUCCUCAGCAUCCUCCAACACCUGCUACGUAUAGAUCCAAAGGAGGCCAUCAGCGACAUCAUCUGGGAUUCUGCAGAGCGUCUGGUGCAUCGAGCAACCCUACUAGAGAACAGGGAAGACGCAGCCAGGUUGCUCAGAGCUCCCAGCGUGCAGAACCGGCUCUAUUGCCAUUGCCAACAGAGAUCGCCGGACGGAAGUAUCAGUCGUAGACAAUCCCUGUCUACGCCACUGAGUCCUACCUCCGCCGGACCCAUACCUCCACCCCCACCGCUGAACAAUGCUUCGUUACCUCCCCCUCCACCACCCCCACCAAACAUUCCACAACCCCCGACGAUACCCCCGCCAGCGCCCGUUCCACCCCCCUCACCGCAUAGGCUUCAACCUCGUCCUCCAGUUAUGAGGACGGAACCAGAGACUGUGAUAGAAAAGUUACCGCAACAAGAGAUACCAGCGCCAAAAAUCAAGAUGAAGACCAUCAACUGGAAUAAGAUACCCAGUAAUAAGGUGGUAGGAAAAAACAACGUGUGGACUCAGGUAGCUUACUCCCACCAGCAUUCCCCGAUGGCAGAUAUGGACUGGUCCGAAAUGGAAGGGCUGUUCUGUCUGCAAGCUCCCCCUUCCCCCAAGCUCGGUGGUAGGGAACCUACGUCCAAUACAGCAGACCCUGUGGAGAGAAGACUGAGAAAAGACAACGCAGAGAUCGCCUUGUUGGACGGUAAAAGGAGCCUGAAUGUAAAUAUAUUCCUUAAGCAGUUCAGAAGCUCCAACGAAGAGAUAGUUCGUCUGAUAAGGGAGGGAGCACACGAAGAAAUAGGAGCUGAGAAGUUGAAGGGGCUCUUGAAGAUCCUGCCUGAGGUGGACGAACUGGACAUGUUGAGAUCUUUCAGUGGGGAAUUCCACAAGUUGGGGAAUGCGGAGAAGUUCUUAGUGCAAUUAAUUCAAUUAUCCAAUUAUAAAUUACGUAUAGAGAGCAUGCUACUGAAGGAGGAAUUCGCCUCCAACAUGAGUUAUCUACAGCCGAGUAUCAAUUCGAUGAAACUGGCCGCGCAAGACCUGAUGACCAAUAAGCCACUCCAAGAGGUACUCUACAUGAUACUGGUAGCUGGAAAUUUUCUCAACGCGGGAGGUUACGCUGGUGAUGCCGCUGGUGUUAAAUUGUCCUCAUUGCAGAAGAUUACGGAUAUCAGAGCCAACAGGCCGAACAUGAACCUAGUCCAUUUCGUGGCAUUGCAAGCAGAGAAAAGAAACAGGGAACUGAUCAGUUUCACCGAGAAUAUAGGCCUUCUUGAAGACGCUGCCAAAACUACAGUCGAACAGUUACACAACGAAAUAAACGCCCUAGAUAUAAGAAUAAAGAAAAUAAAGAAACAGAUAGAUAGCUUCAAUACCGAAAUAGAAAUAAGGCAUCAAAUGGUGGAUUUUCUAUUGUACGCGGAGCAAGAAGUGGAAAACGUACAAAGGGGGAUGAAAGAAUUGGAGAGCAUCAGGGUCAAACUCGGCGAAUUCUUCUGUGAGGAUCUCAACACGUUCAAACUGGAAGAAUGUUUCCGGAUAUUUCACGGUUUUUACUGCAAGUUCAAACAGGCCAUAACGGAGAACGAGAGGAGGAGAAUACAAGAGGAACAGGCCAUGGCCAGGAGGAAACAGAGGGAGGAACUAUUGGCCAUAAAAAGGAAACAAAUGGAGACUAUGGCUAACAGUGCAGAUAUAGAGACGCCAUUCAUCGAUCUUCAACUUUACGAGCCAAGAAGCGCUUCGAUGAAAAGGGGGAGAAAAUCACAGGCUAAUUCGGAAGAUGAGCAGUCUAUUACAGGUUCGCCGCUGUCUAGAAGGCGCUUAGGCUCUUUUAACGGUAAUGGGGAACAAUCGUACAACAGAGAAGAGAGGUCACCAGAUAUCACCCCAAACGGUAGUUUGAGAAGAAGAAGAAGUAGAGUUCUCUCGGAGGAAGACGAAGGUAACCUGAUGGACUUCCUCAGAUCUUCUGGUAACGACAGUAACCGGGAAAGAAAGUCUUGGGGAAGUUUAGAUCGCUCUUGGGCGAGGAAAAUAAGAGGCAGCGGUCCGAGGAAGCGACCAGCGCUACUGAACGCCGACUUUAGUUCGGACAGGGAGAGACCGUCAUCCCCCUCACCGUUAUCAGAGUAUAAGCCGAUAGUUUCCUCGGCGCCGGAAGAGGAAACGACCACCAAGAAACCGAAGGAAUGGCGACAAAAAAUCGAGUCUUGGCUGCAUUCCAACGACACUGAUCCAAAUGCUGACGACUCCAAGCGACAGGCUAGAAAAUUGACCAACAGGAGGAGCUUGGAGAUGGAUUCUGAAAGCGAAAGGAGUGGUACCUUGGACACUCUGCCGGAAGGUAAACAGGUCUACAGUGGAAGCCAGUCGUCGUACAGGAAAAUACACCCUGCCUGGAAACCCUCGGCCACCAUCGAGAACACAGAUGUGGUAGGCGCGAUUGAAGCUGUUGAAGAUUUACAACCGCAAAUCAAGGACAAGUCUGCUUGGCGAAAAUCGACGUUGAACGUGGCCAACAGCACCGAAGAAACCCCCGAAGAAAAGUCCCGUCAGAGGUACCAACCUAGAAACGUCGACUCGACCAGGAUUGCGGAAGAAGAGAAUGAUAGGAAGUCCCUCAUAACCCAGCUGGCGGCCAAGCCAGCGAACGACAAACUCACCCUGUACAUAAGACAACCGAGUGAGGAGAAACCAACGAAUUUAACGCACGUACCAAGGAGGAUUAGAGAUUCUCAGAGUAGCCUGGAUCAGAGCGUAAACAACAAGGUGGAUAUAGACCAGGACAACAUAGAGACACCUCCAGCCGUGAGGAAGAUUUUCGUACCAUCUCCAGUCGACAAACGAGAACCGGUACCGCCGUCACCAUGCAGCAGAAGGAUGUUGAAUAGGAACGACUGUGACGAAACUGAGGUGUUGGGAGACGGACAGUUCGAUCGUCACUCCGCGACAAGAAGGACCAGAAGAUUCAAACGCAGCACGGAUACCGCAGAAUCUUCUUCGCCACCAGAGCUCGCCGGCGAACCGCAGUUGACCAAAGAAUCUUCACCGAUUGACAUUCCGGUGUCGCGUCAAACGAUCGAAACUGUGGACGAGACAGCCGCCAGACUGAAAGCUUGGCAGGAUAAGCUGAGGAACCAAGAGGCCGAGAGUAGAUUGAAUAGAAGGAACAGAAACCAUACUGAGAUAAAGCCCGAAGACGUCAAGAAGGCCUUCCAAAUCGGCCACCAGACGAAGAAACAGAGUUUCACGACCAGUGGAAAGCCGCAGUCUAACAGGAUCGACAUGCGCAGGCAGAAGGAGCACGACAAUGACGAGGGGUUCGAGGAAACGCAAAGCCUGAUGUCCGAAUCACCAAGUCAGGGGGCGUCUUCAGACGUCCCAGAUACUACUAGGAUAGUCAUCGAAGACUUCACGAAAGAAAAGUUUGUUUUUUUCAGAAACCGUGAUUUCAACAAAUCGAUCAACGGUAAAGUGAGCAGGGAUGGUUCGAAGAAAGAGCGAGAGGUUAAACCAACGGUUAAGAAGAGCGUGGUGAUUCCAAAAGAACCCAGAAGGACGCCCGUUGGAGUGGUACCAAGGUUGAGGACUCCCUUAGACCGGAGUUCGUCAGUUCGGCAACACACACAAGAAGCCAAAAAGCCAGUAACUCCGGCCCGAUCGCUCAGUUUAAGAAAAACCGACUCACAGAACAGCGUGACCGCCAAGAAACCAGUUAGAGUGCAACGAUCAAACUCUCGGAACAGCAUCGUCAGUUCGAGAAGCUCCCUCAACAGCUCUGCCUCUACCAACACUGUCAAGAGGAAUCCAUUGAGGAGUGGUAUCUCCAAUGUUACCAACACGAAAAUAUCGACGAUCUCGAAAAGUUCAUCAGUCAGAUCGCCUCUAACUACGGGUAAUAAUAAAGUGCCUUUAAAAAGGGUGUCUUCCGUCAGUAGCUCCAGUGGUAGCUCAAGCAAACCUCCAAGACCACAGGGACAGUCUUUCAUGAAACCCACCACUUCUAGCGCUACCAAAAUAAACUCAAAUGUUACCCCAAAUAGGACAUCUGUUAAAUCGAGGAACUGAACCGAGAUGUAGAAAAUAGUAAUAAAGGUUAAUUGACGCAGCUUAAAAAAAGCCGCAUAACAAUUUAAAUUUGAAACGAUCGGCGGAAUUCAAUUUUUUUUCUUUAUGAAUUCCAUCGUUUAGUUUAAAGCGAAAACUUAGUUCAUUCCAUGUAAUUAAGUUUUAUCAAAUUCACGGAUCAACUUUUCUUGAUUCGAUUACGUGCAAUAUCAUAAAUAUCGAAUAAAAUCGAUGUUCAUAUCUGAACAUCAAAUGUCUUAAUUGACUUGAACCUGUAUUUUUAAACAACGAAAAAUCCAAGACUGUUUAUAAUACCUGAAAUAUUUAGCGUUCAGGUGCUAAAUAUGAUUAAAGGUUUUUUCCCAAUAACCUUACAAUCAAAUUCCGCAUUAAAUUUCAACCCUCACCCUGUUAAAAGUAUUCAUAAGCAAAUUAUUCAGUUAAACGAUUCGCUAUUCGAUCAAUUUUCAAAACCUUUUAGGGUAGGAAAGGUUUUUGAGGUUAGCUUUGCCCUCCAGCAAGUGCCUUCAAGAAACUCGAGUUUUCAGAGAAUGAAUAAAUAAAAAUCUAAAAAAUAAUUCAUUUUAAUGGUCAGGUCUCAAGAAUUAUUAAAAGUAAUGGUAUAAAAGAGAAGUCUUAAACUAGAGUCUACAGAAAAUAUUUCUAAAAGUUUUUUAAAAUCUUAAUUCUAAACAUUGUAUAUUUAUUUUUUAUUUUUCUCUUAAUGUAUAUCGUUACAUGCUAAAAUUUCUAAUUGUAAUCUCUUUCUCAGUCGAUAUUUCAGUAUUACGAGUAAGUUUAUCAGCUAAAAUAAAUUAAUCAAUGCUACUUAUUCAUCUGCACUUACAACUCACUUAAGAUAUAGGACAAUUAUUAUUAAAGAUCUUUUCUAUUUUUAUACAUAAUGAAAUAACUAAUUUAUACAUAUACAUUCAUUUGUUACCAAAUAUCCACCAGAAAUAGACAAUUCAAAUCA
This is a messenger RNA of Coccinella septempunctata (seven-spotted ladybird), 6076 nucleotides long. Its product is annotated as inverted formin-2. Bases 454 to 5100 code for a protein of 1548 amino acids. Gene Ontology annotation, biological process: cellular component organization. The record is from RefSeq and is a predicted model, not a curated record. The transcript has 27 exons. NCBI's taxonomy places the organism in Eukaryota, Metazoa, Arthropoda, Insecta, Coleoptera, Coccinellidae. Gene Ontology annotation, molecular function: actin binding.